Molecule: messenger RNA, 2425 nt
Organism: Rhinichthys klamathensis goyatoka
Lineage: Eukaryota; Metazoa; Chordata; Actinopteri; Cypriniformes; Leuciscidae
Gene: ecd
Product: ecdysoneless homolog (Drosophila)
Exons: 13
Coding region: 163-2124 (653 amino acids)
Cellular component (GO): nucleus
Source: RefSeq, a predicted model, not a curated record
UGUAAGGAAAAUCCCGCGAGCUCAGACUCAAAACAAGUGAAGAUGUCCACAUGACCGUCAUUCUCAGCAGUUUAUUUAUCAAGCUAUAAUAUAAUUUAUCCGCCGUAAAUCAACAAGAAGAAGAACUAAUAAACUCUCACAGCUUUUAGGCUAUAAUGAGACAUGAACAUGGAUGUUUUGAGAAGACCUGCCAUUCCCGAAGACGCGGUCCAGUAUCAGCUGUUUCUGGCUCACCCUGACCCAUCAGACGCAGAAGCCAAUGAGAAAUCCCUUAAACAGAUCCUGCAGAACAUCCUCGCUGAGAUCGCCCCUCUUCUGGUGCCGUACAUCUGGCAACAUCAGCCCUUCAAUAUAAGAUACCACCCUGAGAAAGGUGAUGUGCCCGCACACCUGGGUGGUGUUACUGAGUUUGGUGAUAAUGUGGAGGAUGAAUGGUUCAUCGUUUACCUGCUAAAAGAGAUCACACGCACCUUUAGUGAUGUAGCUGUUGUUGUCUAUGAUAAUGAUGGACAGUUUAUUCUGAUUGAAGCAGCUGAACACCUGCCAAAGUGGCUGGACCCUGACAGCAGUGAAAACAGGGUGUUCCUGUACCGGGGAGAGCUGCACAUAUUACCCAACCGUACACGUUCUGGAGAGGUUGGCUGGCCCAGAGACUCAGUGCCUGCUGUGGGUCAGGCUCUAGAGGUGCUGAACUCACACACUGAGAGCUGUUUAGCCAAACAGCCUGUACGCUCCGCUCUGGCCAGGAGGCUGGAUGGGUAUCCAGAUAAAAUCCAGCAGAAUUUCCACCGCACCCACUGUUACGUGCCUGCGGGCAUCGCUGUGGUGUUGUCUAGGAGGCCUGACCUUAUAGCCCCAGCUGUGUCUACUUUCUAUCUGCGUGACCCUGUUGACCUCCAGGCCUGCCGAACUUUCCGCACCUUUCCUCCUGACACCAGAGUUAUGACAUCAGUGAAGUUUACUCGAUGCUUGUACGCACAGCUGCAACAACAGAGUUUUGUUCCAGAUCGGCGGAGUGGUUUCACGCUUCCCGUCCGCUCUCAUCCCCAGUACAGAGCUCACGAGCUGGGAAUGAAACUGGCCCAUGGCUUUGAAAUCAUGUGCUCCAAAAGUGGACAGUCUUCAUCAGAGCAAGAGACUUCAGUCAGCAGUAACCCAUUAUGGAGAGGCUUUUUAGAUAGCCUUAAAAAGAAUGGGUACUUUAAGAGUGAGCUAGAAGGAUCUGCUCGAUACAAAGACUUAUUGACAUCAGCAGAAAGUUUCUUCAGGCAGUCGGUAACCAGCACUCAUCGCCCUGAUAUUCAUAAGCCUGGUGAUGAGGUGUUGAAAGUCUUGGAGGGCGCCUCCUUCAGUUUGGAAGACCUCAAAAACCAAGAGGCACAUCUACCACCAGAGGACAGUGAUGCGUGGUUGGACAUCUCACCUCAGGAGCUGGAGAGGCUGCUUGAGGAGAAAGGAAGUCGAAGGAUGACUGAUGGCACUCGUAAGACGGCACAGCCUGAUGAGGAGGAGCAGGAGGAAGAAGCUGGCUACAGUCUGAUAGCUGUAACGCAAGGCAUGAAGAACUUCAUCAAUGCCAUGUCUUCUCAUGAAGGUGCUGAAAUACCCAGGUCUUGCUUGGUUGAGCCCUUCAGUUUUGAUCCAGAUGCAGUAACCAGUGCUCUUGAUAGAUUGCUAGGAACUAAGGAUGAGGAGUUAGACUCUGACGACUUUGAUGAUGAUGAUGAUGAUGAUGAUGAUGAUGAUGAUGAUGAUGACGACAACAAUGAUGGUGAUGAAAAUGAAGAAGUGCAGAAUGGUGGCUUUCAGGAACAAGCAGGUUCAGAGGAGCUGGAGAAUCUGAAGAAGUACAUGGCUGAAAUGGACCAGGAACUGCAAAGCACAAAUAUUGGCCAAAGCUUUACACAGAAUAACAGAGCCAGUAAUAAAGCAGAUGCAUCUAAAAGCUCAUCAGCCACCUCUGGGUCAGAGCUUGAGGAAGAAAUCCAGCCGCUAGAUGUGGAUCUCAACCUGGUUACAAAUUUACUUGAAUCUCUCGCUUCUCAGGCGGGCCUAGCUGGGCCUGCGUCUAAUCUACUGCAGAGUCUAGGCAUCCACAUCCCACCUGACGCAGAUCAGCCCUGAUAAGAAAUGGAAGAAUCAACUCACAGAUUCUUAUCACGCACUCAGCGUUCCUUCACCUAAUAAACUUCAGCUGUUGCUCUAUCAGCUGACUAUAUUUGAAUUUAUGAUGUUCUGUUCCACACCUAGUACUGAAUUGUGAAUUAUUACCUCCAAACAUUGAUAUUUUCUUCAAAACAGAGCACUUCCAUUAAAAUUGACUGGGAAUUUCUUCCUGCACAAAAUCUGAGAAGUUGUUUAUCAUGUUGUUCAUAAUUAAAAUGUAUUUUACUCCCUCUUUUUGAAUAAAGAUAAUAUUUUCUGA